Molecule: messenger RNA, 1422 nt
Organism: Bicyclus anynana (squinting bush brown)
Lineage: Eukaryota; Metazoa; Arthropoda; Insecta; Lepidoptera; Nymphalidae
Product: photoreceptor-specific nuclear receptor
Exons: 11
Coding region: 1-1335 (444 amino acids)
Biological process (GO): cell differentiation; anatomical structure development; positive regulation of transcription by RNA polymerase II
Molecular function (GO): nuclear receptor activity; RNA polymerase II cis-regulatory region sequence-specific DNA binding; zinc ion binding
Source: RefSeq, a predicted model, not a curated record
AUGCAAGGUUGUUUAGUACCACCUUAUGUACUGGCGCGCAUGAGCGAAGACAACACAUCUCCCCUGCGAUGGUCGCCACCAACGUCUGCUGCGCUGGUCGCAGCUGCUCUAGCGCCACCAGCUCUGCGACCCUGGCUGCCAGACCCGCCUACAAAGAAGAUGAACCACUUGGGUCUGGUGUGUGUGGUGUGUGGAGACACAAGUUCGGGAAAGCAUUACGGCAUCCUCGCCUGUAACGGCUGCAGUGGAUUCUUCAAAAGAUCUGUGAGGAGAAAGCUUAUAUACAGAUGCCAGGCCGGCACAGGCAGAUGCGUGGUGGACAAAGCUCAUCGGAACCAGUGCCAAGCGUGCCGUCUCAAGAAGUGUUUGACCAUGGGCAUGAAUAAAGAUGCAGUGCAAAACGAACGUCAGCCUCGAAACACUGCGACUAUACGGCCGGAAACGCUACGGGAUAUGGACCAGGAGCGAGCUCUGAGAGAAGCCGCCGUCGCUGUUGGUGUGUUUGGGCCCCCAGUAUCACUAGCGAUGGCGCUGUCCCCAGCUCGGUACCCGCUGCUGUCACCACACUACGCCCCCCUGCCGCCACCGCAGCCCACCCAGCCGCCGCAACCCGACUCAUCCCACGACCACAACGACGGCAGCCACGCGCACUCUGACAGCGACGACGACAGUAUCGACGUCACCAACGAAGAGGAUUCAACGUCAUACUCCCCACCAGCCGUCUCCAGCUAUUCCCAAAGUUGUAUACCUUAUGGACCUCUUGGCAUGGAGAGCGCGGCAGAGACAGCAGCGCGCUUGCUGUUCAUGGCGGUCAAAUGGGCCAAGAACUUACCUUCCUUCGCCAGCCUCGCCUUCCGUGACCAGGUGAUUCUGCUAGAAGAGGCGUGGUCGGAGCUUUUCCUUCUGAACGCGAUACAGUGGUGUGCGCCGCUAGACGCUGCCUGCGUCGCGCUCUUUGGCACCGAACAGACUGACCAAGAUAACGGCGGGUCGGUGGUACUGCGAAGGCUGCGUUCAGUGGUGGCGCGGUACCGGAGUGUGCUGGUAGACCCCGCAGAGUUCGCCUGCAUGAAGGCCAUCGCGCUCUUCAAGUGUGAAACCAGAGGUCUCAAAGACUCCCUCCAAAUAGAGAACCUCCAGGACCAAGCGCAGGUGAUGCUGAUGACUCACGCCCGGACCGCGCACGGCGCAGCGCCGGCCAGGUUUGGGAGGUUACUUCUCUUACUGCCUCUUCUGCGUAUAGUGACCCCUCAACAGCUGGAGAGGGAGUUCUUCUCCAAAACUAUAGGACAGACGCCGAUGGAGAAGGUUUUGGCUGAUAUGUAUAAAAAUUAAAUUGUUUCGAAAAACAUAGAAUAGAGAAUGAUCCAGAAUGAGUCUUUAUAAGUCACACGGUGACGUCAGUGUAAUCCAUAAAUAAUG